AUAAUAGUAUUGAAAUAUUAAAUCAAUAUUAUUUUAUUUUUAACGUGUUACGAUCUAUUUAAUGUUUAAAUAACUAAAUUAUUGUUCAAAUAUUAGUUUAUUGUACUACGUAUACAUGAUGUAUUGUUUAAAUAAUCGAUUGUUUAAAUAUCGAUUAUAAAAUUACCGGAAGUAUUAAUUGUUUAAUCUUAGUUGCAUGGAAAGAAAGAGCUUCGAUGUUUAUUUGUCAGAUUGAAAAGGAAGACUGGAUCGAUAAAUGUUAAAGUCAAUUAAACGUUCGUUUGUUUCUGUUAAUGUUAAAUCUAAUCGACGAUCAGGAGAUCAAAUUUUAAUUGUGUUAAAAUAUUGAAUUGAAAUUAUUUUAAAUGUAACGUGUAUUACGAGCUAUGUAAUGUUUAAGCGAAGAUACUAUUGUUUAAAUUUAGUUCGUUGUAGUCCGUGUGCAUUAUACAUCGUUUAAAUAAUUAUAAAACUUUUCUAAAAUUAUAUAUUAUUCUUAAGAUCUAUUAGUAUGAACGAUUAACCACUUAUUUUGAUUGCUUAUUUUUGCUAUAGAAUUAUCCAUCAAAAACUCAUUAAAACUUCUCGAAGUAUAUAUAAUUUUCGUGGGUUUUGUAUGUAAGCAUGGCAAAACGUGUUUUCUCGUUUGGAAUGGACCUGAAAAUUUGAGCGUCGGUACGCAGACACAAGGCAGCAAUCGUUACUUCAUGGAAACUCAAACACACUCAACCGUUUAUAUGAAAAUCAGUAAUGAAGCUGUUGAAAGUACCCUCUAGAGGACAUUAAUCGAACUAAAAUCUGAAAUUUCUCGUUUUCUUUCGUAUUACCUACUAUCCUUAUUGCUGCAUUCGAUCCUACAUCUAUAAUAUUGCAUCAUUUAAGGCGAACUCUGAUAAUGUCAGAUAAUGAUGCCACCUUGGAUUCAAUGGAUACCGAGGAAGAUAUAUUUAACCCCCAUAGUGAUUCUGUUAGAAGAGCUAAGUCAUUGCGUACUUUACGUUCGCAUUCACAUAGUACUAGCCCACAUAUGACUAGGAAUAACUUAAGUGUACGACGUAGUACUCGUAAUAGAAUGCAAACCUACGACAACCUCAAUACUAGUUGGAUUUUAGGAACGCAAACGUUGAAAGGAUAUCCUAUGUUUCAACAACAUGGAUCUUCAUCUGAUAAGGAAAUGGUAGAUGAAGUACCUGAUCGGAAGCGUGAUUCGCGUGAUCGUAUGCCUCUAAGAUCACGUGAAAAUCAUCCUCCUAACAAAAAUUCAAGCAGACAUAUUAGAGAUAGACCUGAUCAUGAUCAUCAAAGUAGUAGAGAACUUAGGGGACGAUCUGAUCGUGAUCUUAGAGAAAAGUCGGAACAAGAGAAAGAUAUUAGAGAACAUAAAGAUAGACAAGGACGAGAAAAGCCAGAUAGAGAACAUAAGGAUAAAUUAGAAACAAGAAGUAAAUCUGAAGUAAGAACAUCAAAUGAAGAAAAGGAUACAAGGACAAGUAAAUCUAAUAGUCCAUGUAGGCUUAGAGAAGGACCUGUGACUAGGCUGUGUGGAAAUUCUUUAGAUAAAACUGUAAAAACGAAAGUAGAACAGGAUGAAGCAGAAGAUAGCUCGCAUGAGAGUGAAAAACAAGAAAAUAAUGAUAAUUCUGAGAAUGAAGAUGGAUAUGAAGACAUGUAUACUCGUAUUAAGCGUACUAAAAGAACUACCCAACGACAAUUACCAAGGGGUAAGAAGAUUACAGUUGUAGAUAGUGAUUUAAGUGAAUCAUCAGAUUCUCCUGGUCCUAGAAAAUACAGUUUACGUCAAAAAAAGCCAACUGUAGAUAGAUUUCAAGCUAAUGUUGAGCCAGUUAGACGAUCAAUAAAAGCUCUCAGGAGUGUGCUUAGCAAUUCUAUGAGAAGACGAAAGCACAGAAGCAAAAGUACAAGUUCAAGUGAUUCUAGUGAUUCGGAACCGCAACGAUAUGAUAAAAAGAAAGGAAAAAAAGCAAGGCAAUCAGCAAUACCCCAAGGCGGUCCUCCAGAUCGUAAAGCAGAUAUAAAUCCUAUUACACUAGAUACAAAUAUUAGGUUCAGUGAUGUUGGUGGCUUAGAAUCACAUAUCCACUGCCUUAAAGAAAUGGUUGUUUUUCCUAUGAUGUAUCCGGAAGUGUUUGAAAGAUAUCAUAUCACACCUCCAAAAGGUGUUCUCUUUCAUGGCCCACCGGGAACUGGAAAAACAUUAAUAGCUAGAGCAUUAGCAAAUGAAUGUAGUCAGGGUAGUAGAAAAAUGGCCUUUUUUAUGAGAAAAGGAGCAGAUUGUUUGUCAAAAUGGGUUGGUGAAUCAGAACGGCAAUUGAGAUUGUUGUUUGAGCAGGCUCAACAAAUGAAACCGUCCAUUAUAUUUUUCGAUGAAAUUGAUGGUCUUGCACCUGUCAGAAGUACCAAGCAAGAUCAAAUUCAUGCUAGCAUCGUAUCUACCCUUUUAGCACUUAUGGAUGGUCUUAGUGACAGAGGAGAGGUUAUAGUAAUUGGCGCAACAAAUAGAAUAGAUGCAAUUGAUCCUGCAUUACGAAGACCUGGUCGUUUUGAUCGUGAAUUAUUCUUUCCUUUGCCUGCAAUGAAAGAAAGAUUAGAAAUUUUAAAGAUUCAUGUUAAUAAAUGGGAAAAUCCACCAACUGAACAAUUGUUAGAAAUAUUAGCCGAAAAGGCAACUGGUUAUUGCGGUUCGGAUUUAAGAGCUUUAUGUACCGAAGCAGUACUACAAGGAUUAAGAAGAACAUAUCCACAAAUUUACAUGACCAGCAAUAGAUUGCUUUUGGAUCCUCGACAAGUAGAAGUAAAAAAACAAGAUUUUAUGCAGGCUAGUUCUACUCUAAUUCCAUCAUCACAGAGAGUAACUCCUUGUGCAGGUAGAAAAUUGCAGCCUUUUAUGGAGCCUCUAUUAGGUCCUCCAUUAGAAGAAUUGAUUGGUUUAGUAAAAGGAAUAUUUCCUCAAGGUGUCAAUCCUGCUAUGGCAAAAGUGAAAGUUACUAAAGGAAUACAUCGUCCAAGGUUAUUAGUUUCUGGUGGUAAUUUGUCUAAAGGUCAAGGACCUCAUUUAGCACAGGCUCUGCUACAUCAUAUGGAACAUUUACCAGUACAAACAUUAGAUGUUAGUACACUUUUUGCAGAGAGUGCACGAUCUCCAGAAGAAACCUGUGUGCAGGUGUUUAAUGAAGCUACCAGAAAUGUACCGUCCAUUAUUUAUAUACGUUCGAUUGAUCAAUGGUGGCCAUUAGUUCCAGAGACUGUAAAAGCUGUUUUUUUGUGUCGUAUUGCAGCGCUUGAUACUUCAUUGCCUAUAUUAAUUCUUGCAACUAGUGACGAAACAUAUCAAGAUCUUCCUAUGCAAUUAAAAAAUCUUUUCAGUGAACUCCGUGGCGAAGUAUAUACUUUGAAAAUUCCAAAUUCGGAACAAAGAUCGAAAUUUUUCAAACCUAUAUUUAUGAUUCAAAGUUUAAGACAACCACAAAUUAAAGAUAACAAAGUUCAAGUAUUAAAGGAACUUCCUUUGGCUCCAGAUCCAAUGCCAAAGAAGUUAUCCGACGAAGAGAAAAAGAUGUUGUAUGAAAAAGAAGAAGUAUCUUUAAGAGAACUUAGAAUUUUCUUGAGAGAAAUAUGUGCCAAACUUGCUAGGAAUCGACAAUUUUUUAUGUUCACCAAACCAGUAGAUACCGAAGAAGUACCCGAUUAUAAUAUGAUAAUAAAGCAACCUAUGGAUUUAGAAACUAUGAUGACUAAAAUUGAUAUGCAUUGUUAUCUAUGCGCUCGAGAUUUUCUGGAUGAUAUUGAUCUUAUUUGUAGAAAUGCAUUGGAAUAUAAUCCAGAUAGCUUGCGUGAUAGGCCCUCCCUUGGGAUAUUGAAGAGGGAUCCAGCGGAUAAAUUGAUUAGACACCGUGCCUGUUCUCUUCGUGAUAAUGCAUAUGCAUUGAUAAAGGCUGAAUUGGAUUCUGAUUUUGAAGAUAAAUGUCGUGAAAUAUCUAAAAAUCGUAAAAUUAUUGAAACCGAUCAUAAAAACGAAACGCAAACUAAAGUUACAAAAACAGAACUUACAUUGCCAAAUGAGAAAAAUGAGAAAAAAGAUUCGGAGUUAGUAAACAAUACAUUGUCUGUGAACGGGAAAAGAUUUAGUCAUUCCAGAAAACGCAAGAUUCCUGCUUGGGCCAGAGGUUACGUAAAGAAGGUGCAAAAGAAAAAGAAAAUUAGCUUUGACGAUAAUAUACCUGAAGUAAACAACAAGGUGUGUCUAACUAAUGAAACCUCAGUUGGUAUAGAUCUAGAGAAAUUUCAAGAAUUUGAAACAGAAGCAAAUAGUGUUUUAAAUGGUCAUGUGCCAUUAUUUGAUAACACUGAUUCUGAGAAUGAUUCACAAAACGAAAACUCCAAGGAUAUACAAUUAAAUCACAAUGACAAUAUAGUAGAACAGCGAAUUGAUGAUCUUGAAAAUACGGAAAUAUGUUUCAUAGAAGAUGAUAAGAAUAUUGGAAAUGAUGUUUCAAGUUCAUCAUCCAGACGAGAAAGUUUAGAUGAAUUGUCAUUUGCAAUUGAGAGUGAUUCUAGUCCAUCAAAAGUUGAUGAAAACGAUAAAGUUAUUAUCGAUAAAAAUGAACUUGAAACUGCAUGGUUGCACACUGUAAAAGUUACAAAGGAUUUUCCUGUGGAGGUAUUGUGUGACAUUUAUGUGCAAUUAAGUAGGUGUGUAGGAAGAUACGCGCAUCAUUAUGAUAGAAAAUCACUGCCAAAGGACUUACUCAAGGAACUGGAAAGAUUUGAAGAGUACAAGACAAGUUUGUAUGAGAAAGCACAACAUAAUGUUAGUCAACUAAAUACACAGUAGAGGAUAUGUUGUGAAUUGAUGUAGUUUCACCAUAAAAAAGACUUAUUAUGUACUGGCACUAAAAGUACAGUUAAUAUCAAAGGAAAAUUCAGUGCCGUACAUUUUUCAGUUCUUAUAACUGCCAAAUAUAAAAUAUUUACAAAUGAUUGUCACUAUCGUAAUAGUUGAAUUAAUAUGUAAUAAGAUUCAAAAGAAAUGUUUCUUUAAAAAGACAAACAAGCUUUAUUGUUUGCAAAUUGCAUUGGCUCUUUGUAAACAGAAGAAACAUAAGAAGAAAAAAGCAAUAGAACAUUGAAGUAAGAACAUUUUCCCUAAUUUUAUAAAAAAUAAUUCUUUUUAUAGCUGACAGUUAUUUAUAUUAUUUAUUAUUAUUAGUGACAAAUUUACAUUCUUUUAGAGUUUUUAUUUUUAAUUAUUUGAUAUUAUAUGUGUUGAUGCGCAUUUUUUUUUUUUUAUUUUAAUGAUCAUUAUGAUAACAUUAAUUUGGAUAAAGUGAUACGGAGCGAAGAUUUUUUUUUAAUAAUAUGAUCAGUUUUUUAUACAAUACAACAAUAAUAAGAAAGGAAAUAAAAAUUUACUAAAAUCGUGCAAAUCACAUGGUUAUACAAAGAUGAUGGUAAAUUAGUACAUUAUGUACUUAAACGAAUUUCGCUAAUACACGGAAUUGUAAUGAAACUAUUCCAUUUAAAGUAGCACAAGCAUGUUGUUAAAUUGUCAUACAACAUAUAUUACCAAAUUAUAGAACCAUUUAAAUUUAUAUUAUUGUAUAUGCCAUUACAGAUUACAUGCUAUAGAGAAUAUAUAGCUCCGACGAAUAUAUUCCUGAUACAAUAUUAAUUUUACAAAGUGGAUAUAAUUGGAAAAACUAGUUGAAAACAAAUCAUAUAGGUAAUAUUAACAUCUUGAAAGAGUUUUCAUUAACACAUGUCAAAGUAAUAAAAAAUAUUCUCUUAAUUUUUUAAUCUGCAGAUUUUAAUGUUUUAUAUAUCUUUUCAUAUUUAAAGUACAUGCAAACGAAUUAGACACAAGAAAGGAAAUAUUUUCCACUUUGUAAAAAUGAGAAUCCAAAUGUAUAAGAAAAUAGUAUAAAUACAUUCCAGGUAAACAAUAAUCAUAUAUCGAGGUAUUACCGAGGUAUUUAAAUUUUAUAUAUGUAUAAUUUAUUUAUAAGUAAGUGAAUUUAAUUUCUAUUGUAUUUAUAGAUAAAAUAGUACAUUUUUAUUUUUAUUAGAUUUACAUAGCAAAAUUUUUAGAUAAAACAAAUCUUAUUGCACAAGAUCACAAGAAAUUCAAUGAAGCGACACGUACAUCACACUUUGUUGCUAAAAGUUCAAUUUAAUUAAGCUUUCAUUAAGCUUCUUAAACGCAAAUAUUAUUAUUAUUAUUUGAUUUGUAUAAUCUACAAUGCAUUUCAUGUGAUAAUUUAACAUAGCAUAAAUCAUUUAAAGAUUUGAUAAUUUAUGCAAAAUAUAAUUGAUAUAUGCUUAAUGAACAUAAUGUAUAAUGAAAAAAAAAGAAAAAAAAAACUGAUUAUCUGCAGUUUAUUUUAACCAAAGUUAUCGAAUAUAUAGAUUAUUAGCUUGUUAACAGUAUAAGAGUUGAAAAAAUUAAAAAUCUUCUAAUAAUUUUAGAAUACUUUGACGUGUGAAAAGGAAUAUGAAAAUGUAUAAAUAUUAUAAUAACAUAUGUAAUCUUCAAUAUAAGUUCAUAUGCUGGUUGUGAUCUACAUCGUUACUCUGAGAUGAUAGUUACCAGAUAAAAUGCGUAAAUGUAUCAGUCUUAAUAUAUUAUAGCACAGAGAAAGAGAGAGAGAGAGAGGGAGAGGGAGAGGGAGAGGGAGAGGGAGAGUUACUCGAAUUGGAAUAUUAUUCUACCAUUUCUUAGACAAGUCUUUACUGUAUUGCGCUAUGCUGCUCUGUGCAUUUCUAAAGAAUCGAAGAUGAAACAGACUUGUAAAAAGAAAAUUGAAUUUUUAUAUAAAAUUCACUUUUAAAAAGCGAAAGAGAAAUCCAUUAGAUUUGAUUCCAUAUGAAAAUGUGAAUUUAUGUUACCAUAAAAACUCAUUAAGAUUCCUCUACAGAAUCUUAUGUCGUGAUUAAUUGAAAUUAAUGCGUACUUUACUUAAUGUUUAUUAGCAAAUAGGCCUUAAAAGACUGAAUCUGACAAACAACUUUUCAUUUUCUAGCGUUUCUUUUUUUACGAUUGAAUUGUAGAUAAAACGUAAUGAUUUUAUUUGAUGGUGAUAAAUUAAUGUAAAUAUUAAUAAAUAUCGAAAUGAAUAAUUUUUAUACACACACACACACACACACACACACACAGAUUCUCGUCAAAAAUAAAAAACAUAUGCGUUUAUUGACUUUUUUCAAAAGUACAUUGAACCUUAAUAUUUUCUUUAUCAUUUCUUUUUUUAUUGGUUAUUACUUAUUGUGUUUAUGUACGUGUAUAUAUAUAUAUAUAUAUAUAUAUAUAUAUAUAUAUAUAGCACACACAUACUUGUAUUAUUUUUUAAAGUAUUCGAUCUUGGAAAAAUUUUGUUAACUCUGUUAUGUUACUUCGUAACUCCGAUUUUUUUUUACCGAACAUUUCUGUCACUUAAUAUAAAAUUUUUAAUAAAAAAUAGAGAAUUAAUUUAAUUCAAUUUGUCAACACAUAUAUGACAAUCUUCAAUUCAUGAAAAAAAUGUACGUAUUUAUGUGGUUUGUUAUGUAUAAAUCUAUAGAUAUAUGUAAUCAGAAUGAAAAGAAUAUUUCUUUGUAAAUCAUACAUUCUUUUUUUUAUUUCACAUAUAUUAUUUUCAUUAUAAACAAUAUAAAUUUGAAUUUCUUGUGCUCGUGCAAUAUAAUUUUCUUAUAGAAACUAUGUACACAUAUUUUACAAUCAUUACAUAAUAUCCGAAAGUAAACGAUGACAAUUGAUCUCAGCCAAUAAUUAACAUGUAUAAGAAAAUUCGAUAUAAUUAAUAAUAAUUAACAGUCAUGUAUUAAUUGUAAGUAAAACUAUAUUCAUACAUAUAUAUUAUAUAUAUAUAUGUAUAUAUAUAUGUAUAUGUAUAUAUAUAUAUAUAAAAGUAUAUUAUGAUUUAUUUAAAUACUGAAAUGCAAACGGAUAUGCGAAAGCGGGCUUUUGUCACCGCUUGUAUUUUAGAAUUAGCCUCUAUGAUAUUAUCAGUAAAACGUAUCCAUCAAAAAAAAAAAAAAAAAAAAAAAAAAGAAAAAAGAAAAAAGAAAAAGAAAAAAAAAGUAAUUGACAUGAUGAACGUAAUAAGAAGAUAAUAUCAAUUUCUGUCCUAAACAUUUUCUUGAUUAUAAUACUAUCGAGGUCUGUGCUUUAUAAAGGAAAUAGACGUUUAUAAAAAGGGGCUAUUUUAUGUUAGAAAAAUGUAUUAAAACAUUCAUAUAUGUACGUGCAACGUAUAAUUCGAAUAUUAAGUAUAAUGUAUCUUGUAAUAUUACGUAUGUCUAACAUAUAUUUUGGUGCUUACAAAAUUAUACCUGUUCUUGGGUAUAAGUAUUUGGAGUAUUGAUAUCAAAAAUGACAACAGUUUUGUUCUAUCAACUAUAACUUUCGAGAUAAGGUAUAACAAUCAUCAAAAUACUAAUUCUCUCGAUUAAAAUUCAGAAUCUUUGAUUGUAUGAGUUGUUAUAUUUCUAAAUGAUUUGAAAACUAUACUUGUUGAGUUGAACUUGCAUCAGAUAUUUACAAUGUGUUCCAUUUACGUUCUGAAAAAUUAUAAUUAAAAAAAAAAUGCAUUUUAUUAUUAAAUUAUAAUUUUGCAAAUCAGUAUCUAUGCCAAAUUUCCAAAAUUAUAGCUUAUACGAUGAAAUCAAUAAUAUUUUCGGAAUCAACCAAAUAUAAUACUUAAGAAUAAGUUUAAUUUUUAGAGCAUCAGAUCAAAACUUUUUUUUGUUGGACUAUUUCAUUUUUUUUUCUUCUUUUUUGCAGUAUAUAUUUUAUUUAAAAAGUAAAGAAUAUCAAUAUAUGAAUUCGAUAAAACAGAGUAAUUCAGUAUAAUAUUUCAAUAUGAUAACGUGAUUUCGGUAAUUCAUCUAUUUUUUUCAUGUUCGUAUUUUAAUUAUCAAAUUGUUUGAAUUGUUAACUAAUUCGUUGAAGAUCUCGUUGUGUAUAUAUAUAUACAUAUCAUAUAUGUGUAUAUAUAUAUGUAUGUAUAUAUAUGUAUAUAUAUAUACACACACCUAUAUUAUAUAAUCACAGUCAAAUUUUCAAAUAAACGAAAGUCUUAUCGAAAUUGACAGUAUUUCAUAACGUAAGGUAAUCUAUAAAAAUCGUGAUAAAGACGAAAUUAAUUAAUAAAAUAAAUAGCUAGCCUCAUUUUUAAGUACAUACAUAUAUCUCUGAUCUAAGUAAAUCGGUGAAGGAACGUUGUACUUUCUCUUGCUCAGGUUAAUAUAUAUCUCUCUCUAGAUUUUAGUCUAUAUAUAUAUAUAUAUAUAUAUAUAUAUAUAUAUAUAUAUAUAAAAGAAAAACUAGUUAUAUAUAAGAUCCAAGAGAAAAAGCUCUACUAUAAUGAGAGAAAUAACGUAUUAAUUCACUUUAGAAAAAGAUAUAUGUCAUAUGGUUGUUAUUAAAAUAGCGCUUGCUUUUUUCAAAAUGAUCUAUGCAAGUACAAGAGUUUAUGCAUUUAUAAUGGAUCACAAAAAAUAUAUUAAAAUAUUUUAAAACUAAAGUAAUAACUUCUUUUAGACUGGCAGAAUAUUUAGAAUGUUUCGAUAGAAAUGAAAGAGUAAUAUACUAUAAAAAGAAAUAUAAAGAAUGAAAACAAAUUGUUUUGAGUUAUACCAGUGAUAUAUAAAAUAGAAAGCAAACUUUUUUUUUUGAUGAUCCAUUUUGUUCAAUUCGAAAAAAAUUAUUCCCUUAUAAUAAAAACUUUUUCGAUUAUUUUUGUGACCCAUUGUAUAUAAAUAUUUAUUUGUCGAAACUCUUCCAAGCUGUAAUUUACAGUAAUAAAUCAAUGAUCACUAUUACAAAGUGAACAUAUUUCGAUCGUAAAAAUUUGUCAGUCAACGAUAUAUGUUUUUAUAUAAACAAUAAAAUAAUAUAAUAAUAAUAAUAGUAAUAAUAAUAGUAAUAAUAAUAAUAAUAAUAGUAAUAAUAAUAAUAAUAAUAAUGGUAAUAAUAAUAAUAUCGUUUAAGAUAAUUUCGAGAAUAUAUUGCGAAAAUUUUUAUAUACAUACAUACGUACAGUUGUAUCAUCGGCCUCACUCAUUCAAUUAUUUUUAAAUAUCUUUCACAGUUAUAUAAAGUACUUACAGUAGAGUCACUCGUAUCUAAAUACUUAUUAUCCGAAUUCUCAUAAUAUUCGAACGUUUUACUAUUUAAACAAAAUGUCUUUCAACAAAAGAUGCUUUCUUUUGUGGCAUGUACAUAUACAUAUAUAUUUUCCUCUGCUUAAUCGAACGAAUUUUGAUCAUAACAAUGUCUAGGUUAUAUCAUAACAGAACAAACAACUUUAAAAAUUUUUUUUAACUAAACAAUAUGAAAUAAAACAAUGAGCUCCGGCUCACUACCUCAAAAAUAUUAUAAAUUUUCUAAAUAAAACUUUCCUACAACGAUAGAUUGGCUGUGACGAUCACAUUGCUUGAUCACUCAGAUCUCCAGAUUUUACACUUUUUGGAUUUCUAUAUUUGGAGGUAUAUAAAAGACAAAAUCUUUGUUUACAUAUAUCGCAGAGUGUGAAACACAGCUAAAAGAGAGAAUAAGAAACAUUCUUGCUUUAGUAAAUGAGAAGUUUAUUGAGAAAGUUUGACUGUCUUAAAUUUUAGUGGGAUGUAUGUCGCGUCCGAACGGAAUUAAUUGACGGAAUCCACAUAGAACAUUUCUGUAGCAUUCAUAAAAACUUGAAUGUUUAAAGUUUUUAUGUUUUAUGAUGUUUACUAUAUUAUGAUACAUCUCGUAGUACGAAGAUAAGAGCGUACGGUGUGACAAUGGCAACUAAUUAAGUGUAAACAAAAGAUGUUUAACAUCAGAAAAGUGUUUGUUCCUGUUAUGCAAACACUUUUGUCUCCUUAUUGGUUCAGAUAUCGGAGACUCUACUGUAUUACGUUCAAAGUUGUAUUAUUUACAGGGAAAGUGUACGAGCACAUAGAUCGUUACGAGCACAUAAAAUAUGUUCAACACAUAUUAAUACAUAUACCGUAAAUAAUUUACAAUAGUUGUACAUAUACAUAUGUAUAUCUUUUUAUAUAUAUCUGAUUUAAAUUUCUAAUACUUUCCUGAUAUAAACAGACAAGGAACCAAUGUAUAUUGCUCCGAGGGCGAACGAAAUUCUCGUUCACUAUUUACCAAAGAAAAUUACAUGAGAAUUCAUCCGACAAAAGAAAUUCUUUUACAUUUAUAUAAGUAUAUAUGCAUACAUACAGGGUGUCCUCCCAUAUUAUAUACAAGUGAAAAUAAGAAGAACAAACAAACAAAUGUUAGACGGAGGAUAGUUAAAAUAGAUUUUAUUCUAGAAAUAUCUCAUUUUAUCUUUAGUUUUGUUAUCUGCAUGGACUGUUACGUUAAUUACGUAAUAAACAUUAUGCUUAUACAUGAAUAAGAUAAAUAUAAUCAAGCUUUCUAUAUUUUUUCAUAACACAAAGAUCGUAUAUACUUUAUGUUACAUUUAUAUAAUAUUAUCUUUAACCUACUAUAACGUCGUGUAUGUAAUUUUCAAAAUUAUAAAAAAUAAGUAUACACAUAUAUAAAAUUUCUUAAAUUUUAUUUCAUUUUAUUAUUAUAAAAUUAUUCAUCAAUUUUCAUAUAUGGAAUUUCUUUUUCAAGUCUAUGUUAUACUUAAUAUAUAUAUAUAUAUGAAAUAUGUUUUGGCAAACCUGAAAAAAUAUCGGAUUAUAGAGGGUUAACUUUAUAAAUAAACAUAUUUAUAGAGUCGCACAUUUUUGCAUAUAUAUGAAUAAUAUCAUUUUUUUUCUUAUUUCCAUUUGUAAAAUAAUAGAAAAGAAAGAACUCGAAAGAGACACCCCGGGUAUGUAUAAUAAUUUAUAACGAUAAUAUUACGAGAAAGAAGGGUCAUAAUUAUAGAGUAAAAAGAGAAAAAAAAUAUUAAUGAAAAUCUUUCGAAUUGCUUACAGACUUUUUUCCGUUUACAUAGAUCCGCUUGACAUUCCAUCCUAAAUAAAAAAUCGAAUACGAUUGACAUAUAUAUUAUUAUUUUAUUAUGGUGCUACGCUCUCGUAAAAUGCUAUCAUCUCUGUAUUGCCAUAAAUUUUGCAAACAAAAAAAAAGAGAAAGAAAAGAAAUGAAAAGAAACAAACAAAAAAAAGGGAUAAAAAACUCAAAUGAAAAAAGAAGAGGUAAAUAUUACAAGAAAGAAAAAACUAUAAAAGUUAAAAAACCAAUAAAAGAAACGACAACAAAAAAAAAGAACAAGUCGAUCGCGUAUCGUACGGAGUGAGAGAGAAAUAUUUGCGGUGAACACUGCCUUUUAAAUUGAUUCGCUUAUGGUUUAUUAAACACAGUAAGAGAAAACUCGAAAGAUCAACUUCCCCUGAAUGUAAAAGAUAAUGCUAGCUAGAAACGUACAUACAUAUUUAUAUGUAUGUAAAUUAAAUAUGUUUGCGGAAUGUUGUGUCGUAAAAUUAAUAAUACGUAUAUUACGUGUCGAUAUCAUAUUGUAUUCGUCCUUUUUGACGAGCUGAUCGAUGGAAGUUGUAUAAGGGAAAUAACACAGGGAGAGUGUCGAUGCUAAAACAGCAUCCACUGCCUUAUUUAUUUUACCAUAUAAGUAAUAAUACAUCUUAUUGUCAUACACGCUAUAGUAAGCAGAACCACAACAACAAAACAAAAGAUUAAAAAAAACAUUAAAUAAAUAAAACAAAGUUUCGUAACAUAUUA
Vespula vulgaris is the source of this 12700-nucleotide messenger RNA. RefSeq names its product ATPase family AAA domain-containing protein 2-like. Gene Ontology annotation, cellular component: nucleus. The record is from RefSeq and is a predicted model, not a curated record. Lineage: Eukaryota; Metazoa; Arthropoda; Insecta; Hymenoptera; Vespidae. Gene Ontology annotation, biological process: positive regulation of transcription by RNA polymerase II. Bases 896 to 4852 code for a protein of 1318 amino acids. The transcript has 17 exons. Gene Ontology annotation, molecular function: histone binding; ATP binding; ATP hydrolysis activity.